CAAGAAAUGAAAAGGGAAAACCCUCGAAGUUUACAGUGAUAAAAACCCCUUUAAAUCUCGCUUUCAAAUCUCAAAACUCAAAACUUAAUCAAAUCUUCUGCGAUCUCGUGGUUCUUCUCGAUUGGCGUCUGCUCACUUUUAAUGCUCGUGCCCUAGAUCAAUCUCUACAUCUCUCUCAAUUCAAUUUCACCUACAGUAAAUUGAGAAAAAAGUUGAAUCAUGGAUGAGCUAAAGACAGCAAUGAAUGACCACUUGGAUCAAAUGCAAGAAGUUAUCGAGAAAAUUUCUUCUGAGCUUCGAGUUGGAAUGCAACCAGCAAUGGAUAAUUUCAUCGGUUUCUUUCACGCCAUUGAUUGGAAGGAACCUUGGUUAGUGGGCUUGUUGGCGUUUCACUUUAUGGUGCUAAUAAUAAUCUUCACGUCAAGGAAAAAUAUCAACUUUCAGAUGUACCUGUUUCUUCUGUCAUUGGCUGGUGUCUAUCUUGCUGAAAGGCUAAACACCGUGUUGAGUGAAAACUGGAAAAGCUUUGCUGGUCAAAAUUAUUUUGACCGUCAUGGAGUCUUCCUCUCGGUGCUCUGGUCCGGGCCUCUUCUUGUUUUCGCAACCAUAAUUCUGGUCAACACACUUUUCUCUUUAUGUCACCUUAUCGUGAAAUGGAAACGAGCAGAACUCAAACACCGUGCUAGACUUUCUGCCACCAAACAGGAUUGAUCUUCUGUAUCAUGUACAAUUUGUGCUUGAUCUUAUGAGAUGCUUCUCUAUUAAAACACGGAUUUAGGUGUAGUUUGUAACCGGCAUAGAUCACAUACUAUCGAUAUUCUAGCGUUGUUUUUUGUUUUGUUGUGUAAAAUUUUGGUUUUACCUUUACAAAUUGAAGUUAACCUCUUUUGUGACA
Messenger RNA from Helianthus annuus (common sunflower), 895 nucleotides. RefSeq names its product transmembrane protein 18. The transcript is spliced from 6 exons. The record is from RefSeq and is a predicted model, not a curated record. Gene Ontology annotation, cellular component: nuclear membrane. The coding region runs from base 220 to 711 and encodes 163 amino acids. NCBI's taxonomy places the organism in Eukaryota, Viridiplantae, Streptophyta, Magnoliopsida, Asterales, Asteraceae.